Molecule: messenger RNA, 1905 nt
Organism: Cryptomeria japonica (Japanese cedar)
Lineage: Eukaryota; Viridiplantae; Streptophyta; Pinopsida; Cupressales; Cupressaceae
Product: protein RETICULATA-RELATED 3, chloroplastic
Exons: 1
Coding region: 241-1383 (380 amino acids)
Source: RefSeq, a predicted model, not a curated record
GAUUGAAGAGAACCUCACGCCAAAUCUUUGAACACCUUGUUUUUGAAUCGAAUACCAUCUCUGCUGAGAGUGCUUGUUUAUAUAUCUAACACGUGAAAAUCACAUCCAAACCUGUCUGUCACCUAACCUUCUGCCUUAUUAACACUUACGACACCAUCGGUUGGCAUUUAAAAUACACUGUCAAUCACACCACCUUGGCCAUCUAGUAUUUUCAUCCUUUUUGCUCAGAUUUGUACAACAAUGGCGAACAUGAGAUGUUUAUAUACUCCUGCAACGUCAUGCAAAGAGCCAAUCGCUGGUUUUAAAGCUACCGAUCCUUGUCGAAGGAAGACUACAGGCUUGCAAGCCAACUGUCUUGGGCUUUCUCCAAGAGGUAAGGAUCACAGAAAAUGUUUGAUUUCUGUUUUUUCCAAUGGGUAUCUUAGAAAUAAUAAGGAUGGAUUGAAUAUGAGAAAUUUUAAGAAACGGGUAUCUGCAUCAUCAAUCAUAGAUGAAGUUGGAGGAAAUGGAUCUGGGGGGAUCAAUGAUAACAAUGGUGGGAACUCUAAUAAUGGUAGGCCUGAUUGGGGGGACUCUGAUGGUGAUGGAGAAGAAGGUAGAAUUAAAGGUGGCUUGUUGGGUCUGUUUUUGCAAGGAUGGAGGUUGAGAGUAGAGGCGGAUCCACAGUUUCCUUUCAAGGUUUUGAUGGAGGAGGUGGUGGGGAUGGGCUCGUGUUUAAUUGGGGACAUGGCUUCCAGGCCCAACUUUGGACUUAAUGAGCUCGACUUUGUGUUUUCCACUCUUGUUGUUGGAUCCAUAAUGAAUUUCACAUUGAUGUACUUGCUGGCUCCCACUUCAUUAGUAGGAGGCCAGGCCUUACCAGGAUUUUUCUCGUGUUGUCCUCCUAGUCACAUGUUUGAGACAGGUUCAUAUGGUAUUGUUGAGAGGUUGGGUACUUUCGUAUACAAGGGUGCAUUGUUUUCGGUAACUGGGUUUGGGGCAGGUCUUUUGGGGACUGCAUUGUCUAAUGCUCUGAUCAACAUAAGGGAAAGAAUGGAUCCCAAUUUUGUGAGCCUAAAUAAGGCUCCACCUCCCCUGUUGAAUGCAUCCACAUGGGCGCUUCACAUGGGGUUUAGUAGCAAUUUGAGGUAUCAGACCCUAAAUGGAAUUGAAUUUCUGCUUGCAAAGGGGUUGCCUCCAUUUAGGUUUAAGGCUUCUGUGAUUGCGCUUCGUUGUAUAAACAAUUUGUUAGGAGGUAUGUCAUUUGUGCUCUUGGCAAGAUUAACAGGGUCCCAGAAGGUUGAAGAGAGUUCAUUAUCACCGAAGGAAGAAAAAAUAGUUUUGAGUCCAGGGAUUGAAUUGGGGGAUCAGAGCAAGGAUCUACAACACAGUGAGACAUCUUGAAUGCAUCUUCUCUAAUGUUGUUGAAGUGCUCAGGGUAGUCUAUAUUAAUGGAUAUUUGGAUUUCAGUUUUUAAUUUGAGCGGGCAAGACUCAGGGCUGAAAUUCUGGUGUACCCUGAUCAGGUUGCCUGAGAGUUGAUUUAAGUUGAAUGGUGUUUUGAAUUACGUGGUUGAUUGUCAGGAGUACCAUCAAAUGUUGAAAGUAAUAAUUGCCAGGGCAAACCAAAAUUUGACAUUAUGCCCUCUGGAUCUCCAUGGGGCAUGGCAGAGCAGAGCAACUGCUGUGUAGCUAACGAUGGGUCAAAAAUGGCUGUCUUAUCACAGGACCUUAUUUCAAUUUUAGUAAACUUGUUGGUUUUACUCUACUAGCCACGCAUUCUCAAUAAUUACCAAAGUGGUCCGUCAAUAAAGCAAUGUAUUCAUUUAGUUUCUUUCCUUGGACAAUAAAUUUUUGGUCCAUAUUCUGAAUAAACAUCUGUAUGAACUAAGUAAUACCAUAAUUUUAUCAAGGGUCCUUGACUUUA